UCAGGAAUGUGAUCUACGAACAAUAAUGCACAGCGAGAGUGUGUCAUUACAGCUACUCAGCCUCUAAAAUGACCAUUGUUUUGGAAUGUGGACUUGCAGGUAUUCGACAGCUUUUGAUGGGUGUGUGUGCUUUGGUUGUGUACUCUACAGCAGUGGGAGUUAAAGGUGUAACCAUAGAGCGCUUAAGAGGGAGGGGUGAAGUGGAGGUACUGCCAGAGGGAGAGUGGAAGAGGGUGGAACUGACAGAGGGGGCGAGGUUGUCAGUGAAAAGGGAAAUGAAGGAGUAAGCAGGAUUGUGCCUGCUGCAAUACAGAUUCCCUCUGCUGACUUUAAAAGAACACAGCCAUGGUUGGACACAAACUGCUGGAGAGAACAAGGAGCCAGUGAGGAAACAACAACCUUAUCUUUCCCAUCUAUAAACGGAAACCACUGGAUAAUUUAUAAGCCUCUCCCUCCUGCUCUGAGUGCGUGUGUGUGUGAGGCAGAGGGGGGAUUUGCUGAGCUCACCACCACCAUGCUGUGUCCUGCUGCUGUCAGUGCAGCCGCUGUGUGUGUGCUGCUGGCGCUGCUGGGCCCCGGCCUGUCUCUGGCAGAUGAGGACUCCUCAGAGCUGAGCCUCUGCAGCGGCUGCUUCUACAGACGGACGCCUCCUCAGGGAGAAUCUGCAGAGCUGCACUCGCUCUGCCACAGCCUCCCCGGCGGACAGACGUUCGCCUCGCUGUCCAAACCGACCUGUGACACAGCCGUCUACACAGCCUUCCAUCUCAGCAGCGCAGGGACAGAGGAGGGGGGGGAGCAUGUUGUGACAGAAGAAGACAACAAAAAAGUAGUAGUACCAGGUCUUCUAAGAGGCGGCGAGGGUACAUCUGUCUCACUCACAGACUCCCCCCUUCAUCUCUGGGACGCCACAGUCACAACGCUGCUCCAGUCGACAAUCACUCCCAAAUGCAGCUCUUCAGGCGGAGAGCUCUACAUCCUGACAGGGGUGGGAGGUCUAGGGACGGCCAAGGAUGGAGACGAGGAGUGUCAGACGAAGCCGCUGUGGUCUGCCGUGUGCUGCUCUGUCCCUGAGGGGAAGAGGGGCUUCAGUUUUGGGUUAAUCACAGAGACAGGGGAAGGGAAGAGGCAAGUGAGCGUUAAGGAGCUGCAGGAGAUACUGGGAGUGGCAGAGCUGUUCGCAGAGGGAUGUGGAGGAGCAGCUGGGGAGGUUGUUGACAUCAGAGAGGGUCUUCUCAGUGAGGGGCUCCCUGGAAACAUAGAAACACUGGAUGCAGAUCUUACUGAGGAACACAAAGGAGACAAAGAGUCAGAUCCUAAUGCAGCUGGUGGAAGCACUGAAGGAGAGGAGGUUGUUUCAAGGGCAAAUAAAAGAGUGGAGUCUGAUUCAGGUGUAAAUAAGGGACAGGAAGUCGGUUCAGAAGGUAGCGUUGAAGAGCAGCGUGAUGUGACACAUUCAAGGUCAGUCAGAUCAGAGUCUCCAGAGUCCCCAGUCGACUACGGGACUGUGGAAGAACAAGACACUGACACAAACUCCAGCAGCAUGGUGGUCUACGUCCUCUCCACCACCUUGUCCAUCCUCAAAGCUCCGCUGCGGCCGCUGUUCUCCAGAGUCACAGAUUUCCCUGGACAGGUAAUAUACGUUUUUCAGGAAGAAUUUGGGGUGCUGUCCGCCCUGCCUGGAGAAACCUACUCCUUUUUCCAUCUCCUGACCUCUGAUUUCUUGUCCUGGAUGGGCUCAGCUGGAGAAACAGUAAUUGAUAUCGGGGAAAACUGCUUCUCCAACACCUACUACGUCUCCUCCUCCUUGCUGGGGGCCCUGGUGGACAGCUGCUACACAGGGGUAACCGGAGUGGGGACCCUGGCUGGAGACACUGUGGGGAUUUGUGGGGAUGCUGUGGAUAAUACUUGGUGGGUGACCAAGUUCUUCGGAGGGCGGCUGUGGGAGCAGAGCGAGGGUUACGUUGUGACGGUGGUGUCGGAGAUAUGGGGUCAGGGCAAAGCUUUAGGUGGAGGGUUUGGGAGGCUGGUGUGGAGAAGUGGAAGGGGGGUGUUUGAUGUGUUUAGGCUGGGAGGGGGGUUAGUGAUGGGGGUGGUGGAUAUACUCAUUGAUGCGAUGAGAAUGGCUUCCGGGAAGGAGUAGAAUAAAAAGAAUAAAAAGUCCACAUGAAGCCAUUGAAAACUUUUCAAUUUAUUUCUUAAUUUCUGGUUUCUUUGAGGAGUGAAAAAGAGAUACUGUUUCACCUUGAUGUCAUUUGAUAUGCCUUAGCUGUUUUAGAAGGAUAGCCAUUUGUUUUUGAGUCGAAUUUAGUGAAUAACAAAUGUACACUGUAGGGCUAACACUUCACUGUGGCUGGCUGUCCAAUUCAUCUGCUGCUGCGACAAGCAACCCCACUGUGAUUUAAAAACCACUGUGCACAAGGCUUUUGGAUGUAUAUAUAUAUUCAGAACCAUUCUUGUAUGAUAGUUGUUAUGGUUAAUGUUUGCUUACAUGUACAUUUUAAUAAAAGACAAUGCUGGCUGAGUGCA
Messenger RNA from Eleginops maclovinus (Patagonian blennie), 2526 nucleotides. RefSeq lists its product as uncharacterized. NCBI's taxonomy places the organism in Eukaryota, Metazoa, Chordata, Actinopteri, Perciformes, Eleginopidae. Bases 515 to 2140 code for a protein of 541 amino acids. The record is from RefSeq and is a predicted model, not a curated record. The transcript has 3 exons.